Molecule: messenger RNA, 1324 nt
Organism: Heteronotia binoei (common prickly gecko)
Lineage: Eukaryota; Metazoa; Chordata; Lepidosauria; Squamata; Gekkonidae
Gene: LDAF1
Product: lipid droplet assembly factor 1
Exons: 4
Coding region: 89-562 (157 amino acids)
Source: RefSeq, a predicted model, not a curated record
UUUCCUUCCUCUCUUUUAAAGGUUGGGUGGUUGAAAAUACAUUAAUUUGUCCAGCUAGAGGUUCAAACUUUUGAUUAAAAGUUCCAUCAUGGCUAAAGAAAUGAAAGAUCUUCAGAAACGGUGGCACUCCUUGAUGAAAACCAUACACAGCAAUUCACAUGUCGUUGCUUUUAUGAACUCCCAGCUUGGCCAGUACUUAGACAGCCAUCCCUUUGUCGCCUUGUCCCUGCUGGUGUUCUUGGCAGUGUCUGCAGUUCCUGUUGCAUUCUUUCUGAUUUUUGCAGUUUCCACAAGUGUCAUUGCCUGCAUUGGCGUGGUCAUCCUAGAAGGUUUUGUGGUGUCUCUGGGAGGCAUCACCCUGCUUUGUGUGCUCGGUGGACUGGGUUUGGUGUCUUUGGCAGUUUCUGGUGUGCUGAGCAUUAGCUAUGUGGCACUUACAACCAUGCUCAAGUACUGGUCUGCUCCAAACGGUCUGUCAAAGAAAGAAGCAGCUAAUGGAAUCAGCUCACUGCCGAGCAGCUCUCCUGCCUCAGACGAGCCUACCACUAAUAAGAGUGAAUAAAUCGAACCAGUUCUCAGAACCCUUCAUCCAGCAGUGCUUGCAGCCUAUAGAUUUGAAGGAACUGUUGCAUUCUCAAAAUGUUUUGUGUCAGAAUGGCAAAAGUUCCAUUCAUUGUUUACAGGAGCAAAAAUAAAUCUAUCAUUAAAUGUGUUGUCUCAUUAAUGCUGCUUCAGACAUGGGGAAAAAUCCAGUAAUUGCAAGGAGGAUCCUGUUCAUUUUCUCCAGGUUUAUCUCCCAUGUAGGUCAAUGGAUGUCAGGUGUCAGGAGCGGGUGUUCAUCUGAUUGCAUAACUCAGAGGUGAAAGGUCUUCUGCUAACAAGGUGUUAACUGUCAACAGCACCAGGGGUAACACUUCUUUCAUUUUGAAUGUGGAAAAUCACUUUCAAGCCUUAAAUUUCUUCCAGCACCUUUUUGAUGGAAAAAGAAGCCUGGGCCCCGUUUAAAAGAUAGCUGGGAAGGAUUUAAAAGGGGAUGUUUUUCCUUAUUGUGUGUGUGUGUGAUUUUAAUUGCUCCUGUGAAUGUUACGUGUUUUAUAUUAUUUGGCAGUGAUAUCUUUAGUUGCCUCUUUUUCUCAUGAAGGCUGGUGCAGGAUGGCGGGGCAGGGUGUUGCCUUAUUGUACAUUGUGUGUUUUAAAAUAUCUGUAUUUUGGGUCAGGUUUUUCACAUUUUUUAAAAAAUACUGUUUUUUUUUUUUUUUUGCAUAGCUGGGGAUGCUGUUCUCAGCUACACUCAAGUCAUUAAAACUGCUGCUUGUCAGUCUGA